Messenger RNA from Cutaneotrichosporon cavernicola, 285 nucleotides. RefSeq lists its product as uncharacterized. The coding region runs from base 1 to 285 and encodes 94 amino acids. The transcript is spliced from 4 exons. The record is from RefSeq and is a predicted model, not a curated record. NCBI's taxonomy places the organism in Eukaryota, Fungi, Basidiomycota, Tremellomycetes, Trichosporonales, Trichosporonaceae.
AUGAAGCUCGCUGCCCUCGCCCUCCUCGCCGUCGUCGCCGCGGCCCCGGCGCCCCUUCAGCACCCGAUCUUCCGAGUCGCAGACGGGUGUGCAGCCCAUUGCGUGAUCCCGAAAGCCAAAGAUGCGGGCAAGCUCCGCGAUAUCAUCUGCUCGCGUGAAGGGCGGAGACGGAUGCUCGAGUGUGCCACGUGCCUUGAUGCCGCGCCGGAAGAGCGUGUGGAGGCCGCGAUGGACGAGUACCGCCGGGUGAUGGCAGCAUGCGAAGCCGAACUCUUCAACGAGUAG